GUUCGCCCAGCUGGAUCCGUCCAUCAGUGGACGGGGGGCGCAGACUGUGUACCGCGACAAAGAAGGCAAGCGAGUGAGCAAUCUGGAGGCCAUCAUGGCGGAGGAGAAGGCCAAGAAGAGCCGCGUGCUGCCACCACCCGAGUGGGGCAAGGGUCUGGUGCAGAAGAGGGAGGCGGAGAGGCAGCAGGCUGACCUGGAUGCUGUGGCUGCUCGGCCGUUCGCUGCCUAUGAGAACGACGAGGAGCGCGAUCGCAUGCUCAAGAACGCGGUGCGCUUUGGUGACCCCAUGGCACAUCUCGUCAAGAGCAACAUAUCAGCGGACGCCCUGCUGGAGGACAUGAGUCGAGACCCAGCCAUGCAGGCCUCGGGCUUCACAGUACCACAGGCCAUCCCACCCCACAGCUGGCUCAAGCGCCGUGUGUCCGCCCCGCACAACCGCUACGGCAUCCGCCCCGGCCGCCACUGGGACGGUGUUGAUCGCAGCAACGGGUUCGAGCGGGAGAUGUUCAAGCAGAAGAACGAGAUGCAGGCGCGGGAGCAGGAGGCCUACAUGUGGUCCGUUGCCGACAUGUGA
This is a messenger RNA of Closterium sp. Naga37s-1, 574 nucleotides long. Lineage: Eukaryota; Viridiplantae; Streptophyta; Zygnematophyceae; Desmidiales; Closteriaceae. The record is from the annotation of a GenBank genome assembly.